Molecule: messenger RNA, 1470 nt
Organism: Talaromyces rugulosus
Lineage: Eukaryota; Fungi; Ascomycota; Eurotiomycetes; Eurotiales; Trichocomaceae
Exons: 4
Coding region: 1-1470 (489 amino acids)
Biological process (GO): transmembrane transport
Cellular component (GO): membrane
Molecular function (GO): transmembrane transporter activity
Source: RefSeq, a predicted model, not a curated record
AUGGAGUCCGAAGAUGCUGUGACGACGGAGAAACCGACCGCGAGUCGGUCGCAAGCGACCAUGGCCGUGGUGGCCCUCACCGGCAUUAGCUUUCUCAACACCAUGGGUUCCGGCAUGUUAACAGUUGCGCUUCCACACAUUGCAAAAGACGUUGGACUUGCCCAAAAUAUUCUGCUAUGGCCCGCAUCCGUAUACGCGCUUGCAGCAGGAUGCACGCUGUUGAUUUUUGGAUCGGUCGCCGACGUCGCUGGCGAUAAACCUGUGUGGCUCACUGGAAGCAUUCUGUAUACCUUUUUCACCCUCGGUUGCGGACUGGCUCAGACGGCCGCCCAGUUGAUCGCGUUUCGCACCUUGCUGGGUAUCUCCAUUGCAAUGUGUCUGCCCUCCGCGGUCAGCUUGAUGACGCGCACAUUUCCUCCUGGAAAAUUGCGCAAUAUUGGCUUCGCGGCAAUGGGCAUGGGCCAGCCGUUGGGAUACUCGGUUGGCUUGAUUCUGGGUGGUGUCUUUUCAGAUUCGAUUGGGUGGCGCUAUGGGUUUUAUAUCAGUGCUAUCCUCAAUGGAAUCCUGUGCGUCGUGGCUUUCUGGUGUCUGCCCCAAUUGGACAUUCCAAGCCCAAAGGCGAUUCUUAAAGGCUGUUUGGAGAUUGACUGGGUCGGUGCUGUCAUGGUCAGCAUUUCACUUGGAUUGAUUUCGUUUGUCCUUGCGCAACUUACGAAUAACUACCAUAGCAUCGGAGACGGAUACAUCAUCGCUCUACUUGUGAUAUCGAUUGUGCUGCUCCCAGCAUUUUCUCUAUGGGCAGGAUGGCGAGAGCGGAGGAAUCUCCCAGCGCUGAUCCCAAACAGCUUGUGGAAGAAUUCUACAUUUACAUCGACGUGUAUCAUCGUGUUUUUCACCUGGGCGGUGUUUAAUGCUUUUCAAUACUUUUCUUCUCUCUAUUUCCAAAAAGUCCAGAAUAAGUCCGCCUUGGCGUCCUCAGUCCGCUUCAUACCAAUGGUGGUUGUUGGCGCCGCCACAAAUAUCUUUACUGGGUUUGUAGUGGACAAAAUCCAAGUGAGGACUUUGGUCCUCGUCUCGGCCAUUAUCAGUACUGUGCCAGCUCUCUUGAUGGCCUUGGUCAAGCCAGAAUGGGGAUACUGGCGGGGGCCAUUCGUGGCAAUGCUUCUUAGCCCUCUACACCCUGACGUGCUCUUCACCGUCUCAAACCUAAUCAUCUCUCAAGCCUACCCCGGCAAAAACCAAUCCCUCGCCGGGGCCGUAUUCAACUCAGUCUCACAGGUGGGGAACUCCGUUGGUUUGGCAGUGAGUGCUGUCAUAGCGGCAUCCGUGACAGACCACUCGGCAAACUAUGACCUCGAGAAAGGCUACCAGGCUGCCUUUUGGCUGAUGUUUGCGGCCAUGAUAGUAGUGUGCAUUGUCAGCUUUUUUGGCUUACGCAGUGGAGGUAAGGUUGGUAAGAAGUCUGAAUAG